Messenger RNA from Saccharomyces cerevisiae S288C, 612 nucleotides. It is a transcript of the gene SYS1, whose product is annotated as Sys1p. Lineage: Eukaryota; Fungi; Ascomycota; Saccharomycetes; Saccharomycetales; Saccharomycetaceae. Bases 1 to 612 code for a protein of 203 amino acids. The transcript has a single exon. The record is from RefSeq and is marked reviewed. Gene Ontology annotation, cellular component: cytosol; Golgi membrane.
AUGGUUUCGAUAAGAAGGUAUUUGCGAGUGCCGAAUGAGUUGAAACCUUCCCAGAUCUUCAAACAAGAUUCUCUCUCUCCAAGUAAGAUUGGACUUCAAAUUGUUCUUUUACAGAUUUUUUAUUACACCACAGCGAUCGUUCUUUUUUAUUGUUGGGCGAAGCUAGCGGGAUAUGAUCUCAAUAUCAAGGAAUGGCUGUUUUCUUGGGAGAAUAUCGACUUUACGAACGCAUACGGUUUAUCAAUCUCACUGUUAUGGCUUCUGGAUUCAUUAAUAUGUGUUUUUUUCUUAACUGUUAUCGUUGGACGGAGUAAACUCGCAUGGGAUUUUGCUAUCACUAUACAUGCCAUCAAUUUUAUUGUGGUGUUCCUCUAUACUCGGAAAUUUCCUUCUUUUUCUUGGUUUUUUCUUCAAAUUUUAUCAUCUUUAAUACUAAUAUUUUUGGGGACAUGGACAACAAGAUGGAGAGAGCUUAGAGACACCUUUUUUGAGGGCUUGGUUGAUCCUAAUGAAGGAGAAGUUGGAUUGGUUACGCCUAGUCAGCAGCAUAGUAAUCAUUCAGAAUUGGAGCAAUCACCAAUACAACUAAAAGACUUAGAAAGCCAAAUAUGA